AACGAAGAUCCCAAACCAGAGACACGAAAGAGAGAUUGCCCUUAUCUUUGACCAUGGAGUAGAGACUUACCAUACAUCAAAGUCUAUGAACAUAUUGUUGUAACUCUCUAAGGCAGGCACUCAACGAAAGACAGGCUGACAAGAGUAAACUUCUAGCCGGCUUCCCCAACAGUCCUUCCUGUUUACGUUCACUAGUGCGCUUGUGCGCACCUCAAGCACUGGUGCAAGGCUGGGUUACAACAAUAUUUUUUUAAAAUCAAAACAUUGAAUUUCAGACAUGGACCAUUUUGAAAUUCAGACUUUUGAAAAUGAGGAAGAGAGCGUACACAUGGCUUUAGCUCAUUGUGGAAAGAAUCCUGGCCACUCUGACUUUAUCCCAGUAGAUUCCUUUGAACUGGAACAUCUGCCAUCAGGACACAGAGAUCCGAAUGUGUAUCAGUUGAUUGGCCUGGUAGCACGACUAACAGUUAAAGUUAAAUCCGUUGCCUGCAGUAAAUUCAGAGAAAUUUUGUUUCCAGGAAGACAAGUUGUCAGCGGGAAUAUACUAACAGGAAGUGGCAGAGUGUACUAUGUCACAAAGUAUGUUAAAGGAUUCGACGACAACGUCAAACACCCAAGUGGGUAUACCUCGUGCCAUUGCAGACGAUGCUUGGGGACAGCAUCUCCAAGCGACACCUGGUGGGAGAUCGCUGUGAUAACUGCAGCUCAUGUUGUGUGCGAUUACACGGAGGUCGAAAAGACGGAAUGCUGUUUUUUCUACGAUAACGAGGAAAGCGAAGUGAAGACUGUCGACACAGUGAGCAUAUUGCACGUGAAUGCAGAAGAGGAUAAAUGUAUUUUGAACUGUAUUACGUGUGAUGAUGACUUGGGGAACACUGUCAACCAAAGCGUGGAUGACAUCUUACCCCACUGGAACAGACUGCACACACAAUACAAGGAGUCUAACGCUCUGAAAGACUUCUCAUUUAUGGUGUCACAUCCUCAUGGUGGAUGUAAACGCGUCACUUUGGGGAAAUGCUUGGAAAAGGUGCAACUUCCGGAGUGUGCGUUCGGCUGUUAUUUCAGCUACACAACUCCAACCUGUCCUGGAAGUAGUGGAGCCAUUGUUUAUCUUCUAGGCUACAGUGGAACAGCGGGCUGGUCGACACUACCUGUUCAUAGCAGAACCCUGGGAGGAGUUAAUAUAAGCGGGGCUAGCUAUGUUAGAUGAAAAUAAAAAGCAAUAAUAAUUAAGAAAGUGUCACAGUUCUGCAACUUAGAUUGCUAUUACGUUUAAUGGCAUUAAUAUAUAUUGAUUAUAGUUACAUGCAUUUGUACUUAUAGAG
Biomphalaria glabrata is the source of this 1325-nucleotide messenger RNA. RefSeq lists its product as uncharacterized. The record is from RefSeq and is a predicted model, not a curated record. The transcript has 2 exons. Bases 278 to 1210 code for a protein of 310 amino acids. Lineage: Eukaryota; Metazoa; Mollusca; Gastropoda; Planorbidae.